Messenger RNA from Botrytis cinerea B05.10, 1391 nucleotides. RefSeq lists its product as hypothetical. Bases 176 to 1198 code for a protein of 340 amino acids. The record is from RefSeq and is a predicted model, not a curated record. NCBI's taxonomy places the organism in Eukaryota, Fungi, Ascomycota, Leotiomycetes, Helotiales, Sclerotiniaceae. The transcript has 2 exons. Gene Ontology annotation, molecular function: hydrolase activity.
GGAUAUAAUUCCCGUCCACAUCGAGCCGUCCACAGAGACCCGUUUUGAUGCAUAUACCUUACACGUCAUACAAUAUUUGAAUUCGUAGAACUGUGAGAGCACCUCUAAGCUAUACUUGUCUUGUAUUUACAACUCUAGAUACUGACCAAAUCAAAGCUCAAUUAUCAGGGCAACGAUGGCUCUACCACCUCCGCUUCCCCAAGGGCCGAUCUAUCACCCAAAACUGCCGAUAUGGAAACGCGUAACCAUUUGGCUCAGGAUACACUUCAUCAAAGCCUUUAGCAAGGUCUUCAUCCCGAUAUUCAUGUCCCCCUAUGUAGUCGGUCGAGCAACCCUCCCUACAUUCACUAAAACCUAUCCCAUCCACUCCUCACUCACCCAUAGGAUCUUCGUCCCCCCCACCUACAAAUCCGGCGACCCGCCGCUUCCCGUCUACCUUGACAUCCACGGUGGCGGAUUCGUCUUUUGUGUCCCUGCCAUCGACGAUGAAUUCUGUUCUUAUUUCUCCUCUAAACACAAUAUCCUAGUCAUCUCCCUUGACUACCCCAAGGCUCCCGGAUCAACUUUUCCUCAACCAGUUGACCAAUUAACCGAUGUCGUGAAUUCUAUCCUCGAAGACGAAUCUCUCCCAUUCGAUCGUUCUAAAGUAGCUAUUGGUGGUUUCAGCGCUGGCGGCUGUUAUUCCCUCGCAGUUCCACAAGCUUCUUCCCUCCAAGGCAGAAUUCAUGGCGUAUGUGCAUUCUACCCCGUUCCUGGAUUUGUGACGCCGCAAUCAGUCUCGAUUGCAGCGAGACCUUCUUAUGCGACUAAAGAUAUGUUGGAAAAUUUGAUGCCACUAUUCAACUAUGCGUAUAUAAAUCCUGGAACGGAUUUGUGUGACCCGAGACUCAGUGUUAUGUAUGCGGAUAGAGAGAUGUUGCCGGAGAAGAUUUUUAUGGUGGGGUGUGAGUUGGAUCUUUUGUGGUAUGAUGCCGAGUUUAUGGCGGAGAGGCUUGUGGGGAAGGAUAGGGUGGAGGGCGAGACAGUUUGGGAAAGGGAUGGGGUUAGGUGGGAGAAGGUUAUGGGUGUUGAGCAUGGAUUCGAGAGUUUUGGGGGGCGCUUGGAAAGAGACAAAGCAAAGAAAGAAAAGCUAAUUGCAAGAGGAAGGAAAAUGUAUGAUGACGCUGCAGAGUGGUUAUUCAGAGAAGUCUACCAUUAAAUUAUCGCCCUUGUCUUGCCAUUAUACUCUACGAGCUGGUUUGUUGCGCUCCAAAUACUAGGUAGAGCCUAUCGAAAAAAGAACUGCUCAAAUAUAUAGCUUUUCAGACUGGGAAGAACUCUAAGCAAUAUCCAAUCUAAAUCUAAACAAUGAAUAUCUUGUUAUCCUCGAAACGUUUAGAUGAGAACCCCCA